AUGUUCCUGUUUCCUUCUGAUGCAUCCUCUUCACAAUGGCCAUCCGGAUUAGCCAAGGACAUAUCACCCAAAAUAUUUUCUACAGCUAAACACGACCACCAACACGAUGAACAACCCUCUCUAAAACAUGCUAUGAAUCAAAAGCUUCUAUCUCAUGCUGCUGUCAUUGACAUGAUACUAUAUCGACUUUUGAUAAGUAUUAUCUAUAUCUACAAAUAAAUCCGUUUGCUUUGGAGUACUGCUCGUACCCCAAAAAAAACGUAUUGAGCAGCUCAUUUUUUUUUAGGUAUUUCUUUUUUGUAGAAAAUUUUUCAUCCCAAAUAUAACAAACCGACCGAGCAAGAAGUAGCUAGAGAUAUAGAAUAGUAUUAUUAGAUCUGAAACCUAGAAACAUUCUAUUCUUUCCAAUAAAAAUAAAAGCGUAAACCAUUACUAGCCUAAUAAGAACGGGAAACCAAGUAAAUAAAGAACAUAUUACUGGUCCAUAAUUUUAAAGACGCCUUUUUUUGCUGCUGAUGACCAAACUUCUUAACAAUAAACUAGCUUAAAGGUCACCUUUGCGCUACUUUUAAUCUUCAUAAUAUGUCGGUGCCUGACCUUUAUGGUUCCAUAUAAAGAAUAUCAAAAUAGAUACGCAGUUUUAAAAAACUUUCUUUUUAUAUAUCAAGUCAGAUAAGUAUAUCUAAAGUGCUAACAAACCUUACCUGCGGCACCCCCCACCCACAAUUCCGCUAGUUGACUCUAGUCAUUCCACUAUCUGUGAAGGUCACCUUCAGCACAAGUGGAAAAAAAAAUCAACUAAUUUAAAUAUGGAAAUUACACUACACUAUACC
Messenger RNA from Phycomyces blakesleeanus NRRL 1555(-), 833 nucleotides. RefSeq lists its product as hypothetical. The record is from RefSeq and is a predicted model, not a curated record. The transcript has 6 exons. The coding region runs from base 1 to 219 and encodes 72 amino acids. NCBI's taxonomy places the organism in Eukaryota, Fungi, Mucoromycota, Mucoromycetes, Mucorales, Phycomycetaceae.